Molecule: messenger RNA, 1794 nt
Organism: Rotaria sordida
Lineage: Eukaryota; Metazoa; Rotifera; Eurotatoria; Philodinida; Philodinidae
Source: the annotation of a GenBank genome assembly
AUGAUGACGACAACUGUACACUCGAAUCCUGUUUAUCAUUCAGCAUCAUCAAGCCAAAAUUCAUCAACAAGAAAUGUUGUACUUCAUAAAGGACCAGAUCAAAGUGGUUUUGGAAUAUACAUUGGUGAAGAUAUACCAUCGGGUCUUUAUAUAGUCACUGUAGACCAUAAUUCACCUGCAGCAGAUGCUAAUAUUCAACCGGGUGAUCGUGUUCUAGCUAUUAAUGGACAGUCAGUAUCAUCUAUGACUAAAGAUCCAAAAGAAAUACUUUUUCAAGCUGCAACUAAUAAUCAACGUCUAACUCUUACAAUUCAGUCAACAAGUAUAUUACAAACACUUAAUAUGCCAUUAACAAAUAGUUAUAAACCUGAUGAAAAUUUUCAUAAACAACAAACAUCAUCAAAACGAACAUUCGAUAAAAAUACAGACCUUGAAAGUUAUCUUAAAUCUAUAUUGGGUAAUGACAAUAUUCAAAUAGUACCAUUACCAAAUUCAUUAUAUAAUAAUGAAUUCAUUUUAAAGUCGAAUUCAUAUCCAAGCCAUCGUUCUCGUUCAAAAGGUCGUAAACAUGACCAUCAUCAUCAUCAUCAUCGACGUCAUCCAAAAAGAAAAAUUCUUGAAACAAAAGAAACUCAAACAUCAAUGGAUGAUAAUCAAGAUGAAAAUAUAUUACAAGAACAACCAAAUGCACUAUUACGACAAUAUCCAUUACAACCAAGUAUGGGUACAUCACAGCGUAUGUUACGUACACAACAAUUACCUUCAAAUGAUAAUCUAAUAAGCGAACCAAAUGAUAAUCUAAUAAGCGAAUCAAAUGAUAAUCUAAUAAACGAAUCAAAUGAUUCUCAAAUUUUACCAAAAUCGAGGAGUAUAUUAUCAUCUUUCAUGCCAGAGAUUAAAUCAACUGAAUCAACAACAAAAACUCCAUUACCAGAAAUUUCUUCUACAGGCCCAGUUUUUGGUGCUGUACAAUCUCCAGCACCAGAUAGAAAACCUAACAAUACAAUUGGAAAUAUUCGUUCUCCAACAACACAACAUAUGACUAAUGUUGUUGACGCUGCUGUAGCUGCUUCACGUAAUAAUCGUGAACCAGCUAAAAAACCCGAAGAAAUUUUCACUGGUCAACCAGUUAAUGUUACUAAACAAACGACAGCACCUCCACCAUAUCAACCAUCACCUUCUAUUAAUAAACGAACUGAUGAACCAAUACAAAAUCAAAUUUCACCGCUUCCAAACAUAGCACCAACUUAUACAAAUACACCAGCAAAACCAGUUGAUAAUCCAGUAUAUACUAAUGAAGGUUCAUAUAAUGUUCGUAAUGCUCAAGAAAAUCAACAACAAACAGUAGCACCAAAAUCUGACAUGGAUAUGAUUCCAUCAUCAAUACAGGGUGAAGGGGUGCAUGUUGUACAUUUACGUCGUGCAACAAAUUAUGAAGGUUAUGGUUUUCAUUUACAAUAUAAUAAAAGUUAUUUUCUUGUUCAUAAAGUUGAAAAUGAUAGUCCAGCUGCUAAAAGUGGUCUACAUGUAAAUGAUGUUGUACUUGCAGUAAAUCAACAAUUAACAGGCAAUAUGACUCAUCCUGUGUUUGUUAAAUUAGUUACUGAGAGUUCAAAUGUUGAUUUUACUGUUCAACCUGUUGAACAAUAUUUACGUUCGAAUUAUCGACCAAAACCAAAUGUACAAUUGUCACCGCCACCACCUUCAAUAAAUAAUAGCAAUAAUAGCAAUAAUACCAAUAAUACACGUAAAUCAGGUCUUUCUAGAGCCUUGAGCAAAUUAACAAGUCGUUGA